This is a messenger RNA of Rhizoctonia solani, 378 nucleotides long. RefSeq names its product Nascent polypeptide-associated complex subunit alpha, muscle-specific form. Lineage: Eukaryota; Fungi; Basidiomycota; Agaricomycetes; Cantharellales; Ceratobasidiaceae. The record is from RefSeq and is a predicted model, not a curated record. The transcript has 2 exons. The coding region runs from base 1 to 378 and encodes 125 amino acids.
AUGUCGCCCUCGGGCGACGGCCGACCAGUCUCGAUCCGCUCCCUUCGUCAAACGGACACGGCGUCGUCACUCCGAUUUACCGCCCCUGUCCCCCAGCCAGAGCGGCGGGAUGCGGAGCCCCGAGCCGCACUUGUCGUCGUAUCGGGAUCGAGAGGGAGUGUGUACAGCCGGGAUAGCUAUCGUGAUCGCGGGAGUCGGGCCAGUUCGGCAAUGGGGUAUGCGAAUGGCGGAGGUAGCGUCAUUGGGCACGGUGGUGGUGGUGGAGGAGGAGGGGGAGGGAACAUUGAACUUGCGAUGUGUUUCCGCAUGUGGACCGGACUUGCCUAUUUGGAGGAUGAGAGGCGAAUGAAUGGCAGUGUAGGGCACGAGUACGGCUGA